Molecule: messenger RNA, 1396 nt
Organism: Cryptomeria japonica (Japanese cedar)
Lineage: Eukaryota; Viridiplantae; Streptophyta; Pinopsida; Cupressales; Cupressaceae
Product: clavaminate synthase-like protein At3g21360
Exons: 3
Coding region: 186-1178 (330 amino acids)
Molecular function (GO): oxidoreductase activity
Source: RefSeq, a predicted model, not a curated record
AAAGUGGGCUAUCAAGAAAAUAAGUAGUUGGGAGAUGCUUUUUUAAUGCAAAUGACAAAUUGCAAAGGCCACUAGUUGUUAUGAGAAUCAGCUCAAUUUGCAAAGGCCACUAAUUGUUAUGAGAUGCCUUUUUUGUCUAUUUAACAAGAAGAUUUGAAUGGACUUAGUAAAGGGAGGUUAAGACAAUGGGGAGUUUAGAGGGAUGUAAUGGUGGUGUAUCUGAUUUUGUGGAAGGAAGAACAUCAGAGCAGAAGGUGAUUGAUGGCAGACUGUUCCCCAAAGUUUUCCUGCCUGCAAAUGAUUUUGAGAGGGCAAAUGUUCAGGCCUUGGUGCAAAAGAUAAGAAGCAACAAAGCAUGGUUGGAAGAUGAAGUGGUGAAAUACAAUGCUCUGCUUUUUAGAGGAUUUACUGUGAGGUCUGCUGAUGAUUUCAAGGUGGUUGUUGAAGCUUUUGGAUGGGAAGAACAGCAGUAUCUUGGGUUUGCUGCAAGAAGGAAAGUUGUUGAUAGAGUUUACACUGCAAAUGAGGCUCCCUUGCAUGAGCAGAUUGAUUUCCACCAUGAGAUGGCUCUGAUGAAAGAGUGGCCCUCUAAGCUGUUUUUCUUCUGUGAGACUGCACCUCCAGGUGGUGGUGAAAGUGCUAUAGCUCCAAGCCAUCUCAUUCCUCCACUUAUGGAAAGCAUUCUGCCAGAGUUUGUAAAGAAAGUUAAGGAUUUUGGAUUGCUCUUCAACAUAACAACUCCAAGCCAAGAUACUUCCAAUUCCUUCAUCUCCAAAACAUGGAAAACUAUGCUUGACACCUCUGAUCCAGAGGAAGCAAAGAAAAGGGCUGCUGACAUACUUGGUUGCAUGCAUUUUGAAUGUCAUGAUGAUGGUACUGCUGAUUUUAAAUUUGGGCCUUUGGAAAUGAUUAGAAUAUUGGAAAAAGAGAGAGGAAAGGUGUGGUUCACCACGAUAGCAGGGUAUGGUCAAGGAAGCAAGAACCAAUUUCUUAGGUUGGGAGAUGAGUCUAUUAUUCCUAUUGAAGCUAUAGAAGCAUUCAAAAACAUUAUGGAUGAGCAAUGUGUGAACUUGAAGUUGAAAAAUGGGGACGUGUUGUUAUUGAACAACCUUGCUAUUCAACAUGCAAGGAGGCCAUCUAAACCUCCUAGGAAGGUCCUAGUUUCUAUGUGCAAAUAGUUCAUAUAUUAUUUGGCAAUCUAAACUAGUAUUUAUAGAUAGUCGUUGUUUAAAUAAAUGUGAUCUCAAUAGAGAUUUGUAAAGUUCAAGGCAAGAAAUAUUGACAAUAAUGCAAACGAAAAGGUGAAUCUUAUGUAGAAAAGAAAGAAACAAAUGGUUUCCAUUGAAAGAGGAUUAAGUGAUGUUUUAAGUGUAUAUAAUUAGUAAUAUUUGUAUUA